Stegostoma tigrinum is the source of this 1671-nucleotide messenger RNA. RefSeq names its product transmembrane protein 234 (gene tmem234). The coding region runs from base 44 to 445 and encodes 133 amino acids. The transcript has 5 exons. Lineage: Eukaryota; Metazoa; Chordata; Chondrichthyes; Orectolobiformes; Stegostomatidae. The record is from RefSeq and is a predicted model, not a curated record.
GAAAUGACCCUGGGCGGGGUCAGGGAUCAAGUAACCCGCUGCUAUGGCGACCGUCGUGGAAGUUUGCUGCCUCCUCCUUGUGGCACUGCUUUGGGGUGGAACAAACCCUUUUCUGAAGAAGGGCACGGAGGGAAUAGAAAAGGUUAAGUCUAGAAACGUUGUCAUUCAGCUCUUUGUAGAGAUGAAGUUUUUAUUUCUUAAUUACAAGUAUUUAGUGCCUUUUCUUCUCAACCAAAGUGGAUCGGUCAUCUACUACUACACUUUGGCAUCUACAGAUCUGUCACUGGCUGUGCUUUUAUCAAACUCACUGACAUUUCUCUUCACUUUACUGACUGGAAAGUUGCUUGGUGAAGAGAUUGGUGGUAAACAGGCUCUGGUAGGAAUGCUGCUGAUUAUUGUAGGUGUUACUCUGUGUGUUGCCAGCACAGUCAACAAGGAGAGUUGACACAAAGACAGCUAAAGGAUUAAAUCGAGCUUUUGGUCAUAUUGCUGUGCUUGAUCAACUUGUAAAGUAAGGAUGACAUGAAGUGAAGAAUGGCAAACGAGAACAACUGUUAUCUGCAUGUAGCUGCGAAUUGGAGCAGAAUGAAUCACUCUCCAAGACAAACACUUUAAAGAUACGAAACUGCUCCACUGUUGGUAUAUUUACAUUACAUCAGAGACCUGUACCGGAGAAAAAAAUACUGUAGCUCUCUUCAGUCAGGUGUCAGAUUAGAGUCGUUUCAGUUCUUGAUUUCUGUUUAUUUGGAAGUCAGCAUUUUUAGAUCAAGACCUUCUACUGAUCCUUAUUAAAUUGAAUGGGAGGAACAACCAUUUCCUGCUUAUAGAACAAUGAUGUGUAUUUUUUGCCCCCGGUGAGGUGAGAAGCUUUGCAAUACUGACCAUCAAAGAUUGAAAGUCAUGCUGUAGACAGAUAGUUACACUCCAGUGAAUAAAUAAUGUUGAAUAGUAAUUUCAGACAAUGUCAGUGUUCCGUCCUCUGACCCUUUAAAUAUGAUUCCUGAAUAAUCUCAUGUGACUGGUAUUUUUUUAAAAUUGUGAUGCCUCCUUCCUGCCACUAGAUGGUAUUAAUACAUUUAUAAAUGUACAGGUACUGAUGUACAAAAUUGCCCUAUUAUGUAAUACAUAAAAUCAUAGACACGUGAUAUUAGAUUAGAUUAGAUUCCCUACAGUGUGGAAACAGGCCCUUCGGCCCAACUAGUCCACACCGCCCCUUGAAGUAUCCCACCCAGACCCGUCUCCCUAUAACCCACACACCCAUGAACAUUACGGGGAAUUUAGCAAGGCCAAUCCACCUAGCCCGCACAUCUUUGGACUGUGGGAGGAAACCGGAGCACCCGGUGGAAAUCUAUAUAUUUUCUAUGGAAUUUCCAAGAUUUUCUCAACUAAUUGCAUGUCUUGAUCAGUUUGCCUACAAUGGGGAUAGAAAAUACAGGGAGUUUCCCAUAUGGAGCUCUGGGAUAUGGAAAUAAUUUAUCUCCUGUAUUAAGUAGAUGGGUUUGUGAAUCUGAAGAGCAAAUUGGACAAAAUUUAAAUAGGGAAUCAUUUUGAUCACAGGGAAUGACCUAUUGUGAAGGGAUCCUUUUGAAUAACGUUUAUCAUCCAGAAAGAUAUAAUGUAUUUGACUUGAAUUAAUUUAAAUAAAAGACUAUCUUUUAGUGUUUAUGUUAA